This is a messenger RNA of Adineta steineri, 1128 nucleotides long. Lineage: Eukaryota; Metazoa; Rotifera; Eurotatoria; Adinetida; Adinetidae. The record is from the annotation of a GenBank genome assembly.
AUGUCUACCUUUGAAAUAUUACCCAAUGAAAUUUUAAUGAACAUUGUCCGAUAUUCGGGCAAUGCUUAUACAAUAUUUCGAACAUUCUCUGGAUUGAAUCAACGUCUAAAUAACAUUCUUAUCGACAGAUGUUUACACCUAUUUACUGAUCUAUUGUAUACGAAACCUGAUGAUUCAGAUAUUAACUAUUAUUACAAUUGUGAUUCAUUUCACGAGAUAUGUCAUCAAUUUUCAUCUUUGAAAACAACAGAAGACGAUAAAAAUCUUUAUCAAUGUUUUCAAUCGUUAAUUGCCUCUUAUAUUAGAGAAACUUUCAACCGAUUGGGCGAUGAAUUUCAAUCAAAUAUAAAACGAUUUCAAUCUAUACGUGCACGUAAUACUGCUAUUGUAAUUAGUAGCCUCGAUAAUGAAUUGAAGAAUAUGUUUAAUUAUUUACCAGUUGCUUUAUGUCCACAGGAUGCCUACUGUGCAUGGGAACCAUAUUUCUCAUCCGAAUCACUCAUAGAUAUGAAACGAAUUGAGUCUCGUAUUCUUACUCAAGGUGCUAGUCUUGAAUGUGAUGACGAUGAUGAGAAAGAAUUUAAUUUUGCUAAAGCAAUAAAUAAAUGGUUAUUAGCAAAGGCUAAUCUCACUAAAUCUAAUGAUCAACGACUUAUCAAUCCUCUCAUUGCAAUGUUCAAAGCAUUACUAAUUUCUAAUCCGAAGCUUCUCAAAAAUAAAGGCUACACUAAUUAUGAUACGAAAAGUCGUUCUACACACUAUUUUCUAUUAUACUCGAUUUAUCGAUUAAAAUACUUUCAUGAUUAUGCUCCUAAGAAAGAAUGUAAACUUGUGAAACAUUUAUUGAAAUUAUCACCAUUACUCGUUCAUCGAUUAGAUAAGGAUGGAAAUGAUGCAUUACUUUAUGUUUGUCUCAAGGUGCGUGGCUGUCGACAUCGUCUUAUCAAAUUUUUAAUAGCGAUAGGAUGUGAUUUACAAAGAAGAAAUUCGAAACUCGAAAAUUUUAUCGAUGCACUGCAAUUGACACGAAACAAGAAACUGUUAGAAAAGUUAAUCGAACACGAAAUUAUUCAAAUUGAUAAUAUUUCUGCAGAGAUACAAGUUAUUUUGGCUAACCAAUCGCAAUGA